Closterium sp. NIES-65 is the source of this 1233-nucleotide messenger RNA. The record is from the annotation of a GenBank genome assembly. Lineage: Eukaryota; Viridiplantae; Streptophyta; Zygnematophyceae; Desmidiales; Closteriaceae.
AUGAAAGUAUGCUGCGUGGACCCUGCUCCCGAGUCCAUGUGGCCAAAUAACUACGGCGUGUGGGUCGACGAAUUCGAGGCGCUAGACCUGACGGACUGUCUAGAUUACGUUUUGGCAAAAAGCCGUGGUGUAUUUAGACGACGGCAAGCAGAAGUAUCUGGACCGGCCGUGGACUCACAUCCGUUCGCGCUGGAUCAGAUGGUGUUCAUGGACUGGCGGGACUCGCAUCUCGCCCCGGGGACGCCCAUGCAGAAGAGCAACGCCGACCUCCCCACCUUCCUCUACGCCAUGCCCCUCUCCCCGACCACCGUCUUUCUAGAGGAGACGUCGCUAGUGGCGCGGCCAGCCGUGGCGUUUGACGAGAUCCAAAGGCGCCUGGAGAAGCGCCUGGCGCACCUGGGCAUCAAAGUGAACGCCAUCACCGAGCAAGAAUAUUGCCUGAUCCCCAUGGGAGGUGUGCUGCCAGACAUGCCGCAACGUGUGCUGGGGAUAGGAGGCACAGCGGGCAUGGUCCACCCCUCCACUGCUACAUGGUGGCUCACUCGCUCCCAGCAGGCCCAUGAGUCAUCUUCACUUACCCCGUUUCAAUCUGUAACACCCUCCUUGUCUGUGCCCCUCCCUUCCAUCUCAAGUCAACUCAAGCUAUUCCCCCCUUUGCCCCCCCUCCUCCUCUCCCAGGCCUACAUGGUGGCGCGCUCGCUGGCAGCAGCGCCAGUGGUGGCAGCAGCAAUAGUGAAGCAGCUGGAGCGGGAGGGGCUGGGAGCAGGGCGAGCAGAGGGGAGUGACAGCGUGUCUGCCAGCGCCAGUGGUGGCGGCGGCAAUAGUGAAGCAGCUGGAGCGGGAGGGGCGGGAGCAGGGCGAGCGGAGGGGCGGCGACAGCUUGUCAGCAAGCGUGUGGGAGGACGUGUGGCCGCUGUGGCGCAAGGAGCAGCGCAGUUCUUCUGCUUCGGCAUGGACGUGCUGCUCCGGGUGGGUGCUGUGCUGCUCCGGGUAGGUGCUGUGCUGCUCCGGCUGGACCUAGCAGGCAACCGGCGGUUCUUUGACGCCUUCUUUGACCUCACGCCCUACCAGUGGCAUGGCUUCCUCUCCUCUCGCCUCAACAUCAUGGAGCUCAUCUCAUUUGGUCUCUCGCUAUUCAAGCACGCCUCCAACCCAGCGCGGAUUGAGAUCAUGGCCAAGGGACUGCCUGGCCUUGGCACACUCAUUCAAAACGUCGUCAAGAUGCGCGUUUAG